UGACCCUCAACUCUUCCUGUGUCCUCUUUGUAGGGAGAGACUCAUACAUGGAACAUUCAGCUAGGGACAGAGGAGGCUCAAGCCCCACCUGAGAGGUUAAAAGCCAAGACUGGAGGUAGGCACUUCAGAGGCGGGGACAAGGCAUUGCUGAGUGUGCUCUUAGGAGACACAGGCCUGCCUGGAAGGACGGGCGGCUGGCACUGCUCCUGCCUCCUGCAGUGCCUCACAGGUGUGCACCACCAACAGUGAACAUCUGGACUAUUCUUUACAGAACCCUCCCCUCUUCUAACCUAGGUGCUGAGCAAUGAGAAUUAGGUGAGCUGGACCCCAACCCCUCUUUCCAGGGUGGGUCCUGAUUGGCUUGAGCCAGAGUAUUCCAUCCCCUAGUCACAGAUAUUUGUUCAGAAAUGGAUCUGUCACCCAAUUCAAGCCUCUGAGAUCCAGGGCCUCCCAAUUCUUGGGAAAGAGAGUCUGUCUUCUCUUCAACCCUGCAAAGUAAAGAAGUGAGCCUAUUGGUACAACAGUGUGAAUGGCACUGAGAGGGACGUCAGGCUGGCAGGAGCCACCCUGUGGAGCAUGAAGAUAAAGGAGGCUUUGAGAAAGGCAAAGGAAAUCCAGACCUGUGGCCUGUGGUGACACUAUUUGAGCUGCUAGAUCAAACCUCACCUAAAAUCCUCUUCCUGCUGCAUUUUUCAGUUAUGUGGCCAAUUUAGUCUUUUUUUUUUUUCUGUUUAAUUUCUGUUGAAAUUUCAAUUAUUUACAACACACACACACACAAAAAACAAAGUUGACGGGCUGGGGAUGUGGCUCAAGCGGUAACGUGCUCACCUCGCAUGCGCGGGGCGCUGAGUUCGAUCCUCAGCACCACAUAAAAAUAAAAUAAAGAUGUUGUGUCCGCAAAAAAAAAAAAAAACAAAGUUGACAUUGAUCAACAAAGCUCUUUGACCAGGAGCUGCAGUCAGUCAAAGCGAAAGAGGAGAUGGUCUGCAGUGACUUUAGGUGCAGUUGAUCUAGGGAGAAAGAAAAGCAACCCCCCUGCUCCAUCCCACAACUUCAAACAACCUCUGUCGAGAUCUGUGUACAAAGCACCAUGCAGUUCAGUCUUCCUCAGUGCUCACACAAGAUACCUCCUAGGCCGAGGGUCUCAGGAGAGGAAAUAAGCCCAGUCAUCACUGGGGUAAGGAGGUAGGACAGGUUUUCCUAGAAGACGCACUACUUUAAAUGGGGCUGCUAGGACAGGAGAAUGUGGAUGAUGGGGACAAGGUAGGACAGUCUAAACCAAGAGAAUGGCUGGCACCAUCCAGGACAUGGAGCAUCAUCCACAGAAGCAGCUGGGUGAGAGGGAGGCCUCGAAGGCCUUACUGAAGUGGCUCUGACAGGCCCAGUUUCUCCCGGCAGGUAAUGAGCAGUCUUCCUACCUGGGGCAGAGUGGUGCUGUGGACAGUAACCAGGCUUGGUAUCCGGCUCUGAGAUCGGGCAGUGGGGACGAGGCCCUGCAGGGACAGCAGUGCUGAAGCAGUGGAAGUGCUGCUGACUGGAUCUGAGCCACCCGCAGGGAAGGAGCUGGGCUCAGCUCAGUAUGCAGAAGGCCAGCCAGUGGCAGGAGGAGCUCCCUUUUGAGCACACACCUCUCAGCAGCUGCCUGCCAGGGGCUCAAGGUUUCAGAGCUGACCUUGCCCAGCUCUCUUCUCACAGGCCUUGGCUACAGAGCAUUGUGCCCCCUCCCAGAGCCUCCAGGGUCACUGUGGUUAUAUACCCUCUGACCCACCCCCAGCCCUGAGACUGUGACCCUGAGUUUAGCCACACAGUUGUGUGAAAACACCACAAUUAGAACUUGCUUUCCUUCUGGCAGUCCAAGGUCACCCAGGGAAGGAGAUAGGAGACCAUCCAUGGGUUCUGAGCCCACCCUGCCCCCAGGCCCCAGGCCACAGCCAGCUCUACAGAGACUUGAAGAGUAAAUGCUGAGUCUCUGGUUUUAUAGGAGACUCUCAUUUACAUAGUCAUUUGUAGUUCCAGGUCCCCCACAAAAAGGGAGGACUUCAGAAAGUAGCCUCCUGGGCUGGAGGGACCCCCCACCCCAGGCCCUAGCCAGGUUGGCUGCACUUCUUCCAGGACCAGGAAAGCAGAGCCACCUUCUGAUGAUGCCCUGUGUCUAUGGCUGUUCCUGGGAUGGGUGAGAAGGCUGCUGGCCAGCAUGAUCCUCCCAUGCCCCACCCUUCAGGUGCUCCCCAAGAGGCCCUUUGGGGUGCAGGACGGCAGUCCAGAUAGGGAAGUGGGUCCACAGGCUUCCAUCCAGAGGCUCUGCCCAGACUCUAGCACCCUCAUGAUGUUCCCGCCAGAGGCCAUUUCCAAGGCCUCUGUGUCCUGAGAACUAGAACCCCCUGAUGACAGGGAAAGCUGCCAGGGGAGGGGGGUGGCAGAUGAAGGAGGAGACCCCCAGCAAUGGGCCUGGAGCAUUCUUGAGCCACCCCCUCCCUUCUGGGCCACUCCCUGAGGCAGGUGGGAGGACAAUGCAGCCUGUGUGCCAUUAUCCCUAGCAAGCAGGCUCAAGAGGAGGGCUAUGGCCUGGCCCCAGCUCCACCCUAGGCCUCUCUGGUGCCUCUUCCCUUGCUGCACAGCCCUUACUAGCUGCCAUCUCCAUCCUUGGCCUCCUCCCCUGACCUGGACAUCGUCAAGGUGAGCAGUCCCUGUUUCCCUUCCACCUGCCCUGAUCAACCCACAGAGCGGAGGCCAAUCUGCUGUGGUCAAAAGACUGGUAGCAGGGGCUCUGAGAAGAUUCUGGAAGGUGGGGUACACCAUUCAAGUAGCAGCCAGGACUAGAUCUUACCUAGCUAGGCUCCAAGCCACAAUCCCCACCAACCACAGAGACAGUGUGGCAGGUAGGGCCCUAGACUCCUGGCAGAGGGAACAUCAGGACACACACUCCUCCCUAACUCCAUGCCCCACAAUUUUCAGGGUCUGGGAAAUGUCCAGAGGCCACUUGUCACCAAAGGGCUGCAGGUCUGGUGUCCAGUCAGCCCCAUAAUCCCCAGGAGAUCCUUGGCUACAGGAUACCUGCAGCCAGAGGCCCAGCCCCUGAGCUCGAGUCCCAGUCCAGGUCCUGCCAUGGCUUCUGAGUACGAGAUGGGCCACAUCCGCCAGCUACAGGCUCGGCACACGCAUAUGCAGGAGAAGACUUUCACCAACUGGGUCAAUAACAUCUUUCGGGUCGGCCGGGUGGGCAUCAAGAUCCAAAACCUGUACACAGAGCUGGCCGAUGGCACUCACCUACUACGGCUGCUGGAGCUCAUCUCUGGAGAGGCCCUGCCGGCGCCUAGCCGGGGCCGCCUGCGUGUGCAUUUUCUGGAGAACAACAGCAGAGCUCUGGCCUUCCUCAGGGCCAAGGUACCGAUACCCCUCAUUGGGCCAGAGAACAUCGUGGAUGGAGACCAGACACUCAUCCUAGGACUCCUCUGGGUGAUCAUUCUGCGUUUUCAGAUUUCCCACAUCUCCUUGGACAGGGAGGAGUUUGGGGCCAGUGCAGCCCUGUUGUCAGCCAAGGAAGCUCUGCUGGUCUGGUGCCAGAGGAAGACAGCCGGCUACCCCAACGUGGGCAUCACUGACUUCUCUCGCAGCUGGAGCAACGGGCUGGGUUUUAAUGCCCUUAUCCAUGCCCACAGGCCAGACCUGCUAGACUAUGGCUCCCUGCGUCCAGACCGCCCACUGCACAACCUCACCUAUGCCUUCCACAUGGCUGAGCAAGAGCUGGGCAUUGCUCAGCUGCUGGACCCUGAGGAUGUGGCCAGCCUACAGCCAGAUGAGCGCUCCAUCAUGACCUAUGUCUCCCUCUACUACCACUAUUUCUCCCGCCUACACCAGGGGAAGACUGUCCAAAAGAGACUCGCUAAGAUCCUGCUUCAGCUCCAGGAGACCGAGGUGCUACAGACCCAGUACCAGCAGCUCGUGGCUGACCUGCUCCACUGGAUUACAGAGAAGCAGGCACAACUGGAGAUGCGGAACUUUCCAGACUCACUGCCUGCCAUGCGCCAGCUACUGGUAGACUUUGCCUCCUUUCGUGCUCAGGAGAAACCACCUCGGCUGCAGCAGCGAGGGGCCACAGAGGCCCUGCUCUUCAAGCUGCAGACAGCACUCCGAGCCCAGAACCGCAGGCUCUUCCUGCCUCAGGAGGGCCUCGGCCCUGAAGAGCUGUCCCAGCGCUGGGCAGGGCUAGAGCGAGCAGAGGCUGCCCGGAGCCAGGCCCUGCAGCAGAGGCUACUACAACUGGAGCGUCUGGAAACACUGGCCCGUCGCUUCCAGCGCAAGGCAGCCCUCCGGGAGAGCUUUCUAAAGGAUGCGGAGCAGGUGCUGGACCACGCCAGAGCCCUGCCAGCCAGCCCAGCCACAGUGGAGGCAGCCACCCAGAGGUUGGGCAUGCUGGAGGCUGGCAUCCUGCCCCAGGAGGGGCGCUUCCAGGCCCUGGCUGAGAUCGCAGACAUCCUCCAGCAGGAACACUACCAUGACUGGGCAGAUGUGGCCCACAGGCAUGAGAAGAUCACACAGCGCUGGAAAAGACUCCUUCAGCAUCUACAGGAGCACAGGAAGCAGAUGACAGGUGUGCAGGCUGUGUUAAGCCUUCUGCAAGAGGUGGAGGCUGCCUCUGACCAGCUCCGGGAGCUGCAGGUGCCAGCCAGCUCCAUGACCUGUACACAGCAUCUGGCAGAAGUAGUGGAGCUGCUUCAGAGACAUGACCUGCUAGAGGCCCAGGUCUCCACCCAUGAGGCCCAUGUGAGCCAUCUUGCCCAUCAGACUGCAGAGCUGUACUCCUCCCUGGUCACCAGUGUAGAGAUGCUGCAGGUCAAAGCCAAGGCUGAAUCAUUGGCCCAGCUCUACCAGAACCUGAUGUCUCUUGUCAGGGACAGGCGGGCUAUGCUGGAGCAGACCCAACAAUGGGCAGAAUUCCUGAACAACUGUGAGGAGGAGGAGGCCUGCUUGAGAGAACUUAGACAGCAGGUGGAGAAUUUGUCCCUGGGAGGGGACCUCAGUCAGAUCUCAGUCACCCUGCAGAAACACAAGGCCCUCGAAGCCAAACUCCACCGCCACCAGGCUGUGUGCGUGGACCUCGUGAAGAGGGGGUGCGACUUCAGCGCCCGCGGAUCCUCGACGCAGCCGGAUCCCAGGGAGCGGGCCGAGGCCGUGCAGAGAGAGUGGCAGCUGAUCUGGACUAGGUUGGAGAAGAGGGGUUUGAGGCUGCACACAUCCCUGCUUUUACGGCAGUAUUUGGCUGACGCUGCGGAAGGGGCUGCGUGGCUGCGCGAACGGCGGCAGGAGCUGGAGACUGCGUUUUGUGGGGAGGACCAGGCGGCAGCCGAGGCCAUGCUACUGCGCCACCAGCGACUGGAGCGCGCCGUGCGCUCCUUCGCAGCCGAGUUGUCCCGGCUGGACGAGCAAGCGCGGGCCGCCGCAGCUCGGGCGUCACUCAGGGUGCGCGCCAAGAGUGGGCAGGGACUUAGACUUGUGCGCCCAAGACCAAAUGAGGAGCCCUCAGAAUGCUGGAGCAGGAUUGAUGAAGAGACAAUUGGGAGACCCCAGAAUGGGUCCCAAAUCUUAGCAACACCAGCCAGCCAGCACCCAUGCCCCCAGGGCCAGAUGCACUUUGCCUCCAAAGAAGUGGCCCUGGACACCCCUGAGCUGAAGGACUGGGGAGAAUGCCAAGCCAAGGUGCCCAUCAGCCAUGGCAUGGAUCAGGAUCCCCAGGUGGUGUCUUCCCUGAGCCCUCCAGGGAAAGGUCCAAGCAUGGCUCUCUCUGAUGAGUCUGACCUUGAUUUUGACCCCAACACCAUUCUCCAGACACAGGACCAUUUAAACCAGGACUAUGAGAGCCUGCGGGCUCUGGCAGAGCUCCGCAGGGCCCGGUUGGAGGAGGCAGUGGCUCUCUUUGGCUUCUACCACUCCUGUGGGGAGCUCCAGUCCUGGCUAGAGGAGCAGACUGUGCUGUUCCAAAUGCUGCAGCUGCAGGCCAACGACUUGGAAAUCAUGCAGUCCAAAUAUAAGAACUUCCUCUUUGCCCUGGCUGUGAGAAAGGGCCACUGGGCUGAGAUCAACAGCUCUGCUGAGCAACUGAAACAGAGAUGUCCUGGGGACUCCACAAAAAUCCAGCGUCAACAAGAGGACCUGCACCAGAGGUGGGGCCAGCUAGAGGCCCUGAAGAAGGAGAAGGGCCUGCAGCUGGCACACAGCAUGGAAGUGCGCAGUUUUCUGCAGGAAUAUGGACACACACAGGCCCAGCUGCAGGACGUUCUACUCCAACUGGAGGCCCUGGAGCUAGAGAGCUCUGAGGCCAGUCACUGUGCCCUGCAGCUGAGCCAGCAGAAGGUCCUGGUUCUGGAGAAGAGGAUCCACUACCUCCAGAGAGUAGCUGUAAAGGUGGAGGAGUUAGGCCCUGCAGAGAGCCAAGGCCUGCAGGAACAGAUGGGGAUGCUGCAGGGCCUGCUGAAGAAAGCACAGGGGCAGGUGACCCAACAGAACCGGGUGCGGGCUGAGGCUCGAGCCUGGCAGAGCUUCCUGAAGGAGAGCCAGCAAUUGCUGCUGUGGGCAGAGGGUAUCCAGGCUCGACUGUGCCACGAGGAGGAGUUGGUGGAUACAGCCUCAGGCCAGCGGCUGCUGAAGAAACAUGGAGAGCUGCAGGAGGAGAUCCACCUGCAGCAAGAAAGGUUACAGCAGCUGGAAGCUCAGGGUAUGACCAUGGCAGCCUUGGACUCCCCACAUUCCCAAGAGGUGGCCAGUGCUCUGCGGCUCCUGGGCCACUGUGGCCAGGAGCUGAAGGCUGCAUGGGAGCAGAGACAGCAGAGGCUGUGGGAGGGACUGCAGUUGCACAGGUUUAGCCAAGAAGUGGAUGGUUUCAUUGCCACCUGUGCCAACCAUAAGGCCUUCCUGUGCCUGGACAACCUGGGGGAAGAUGUGAGGGAGGCCCAGAGCCUGCUGCAGCAACACCAGGCCUUUGGGUGGCUCCUGGGAACCCUGCACCUUCAAGCAGAGGCUCUGCAGGCCCAUGGCAAGAAGCUAGUUCAGAACAAACAUCCUGCUGCACCCAGGGUCAGAGAGAAGCUGCAGAGUGUCCAGGUACAGUGGACCAGAGUCCAGGAGAGGAGUGAGCAGAGGAGAGGGCAGCUGCUGGCUUCCCUCCAGCUUCAGGAAUGGAAGCAGGACGUGGUGGAGCUGAUGCUGUGGAUGGAGGAGAAGUGGUCAGUGGCAGCACGUGAGCCCUCCCAAGUACCCAGCAGCAUUCUGCGGAAACUCAGGCGGCAUGAAGCAGUUGAGAGGGAGCUGAUAGCCACCCGUGGGCAUAUGGAGGACCUGCAACAGGCUGGGAGAGAGCUAUUGUGCAGCAUUCCGCAUGCCCAGGAAGACAUACAGUCCAGGCUUCAGGGCCUGGGGCACAAGUGGGAGGAGUUGAAUCGCAAGAUGGCAGAGCGUGGGGAUGCGCUUCAGCAGGCUAGACAGCAGGAACAGCUCCUGGGACUGCUGCAGGAUGCCAAGGAAAAGAUGGAGCAGCUAGAGGGAGUCCUGAAGAGUGCAGAAAUGGGGUCCAACCUGUGUUCAAUCCGAAGGCUGCAGAAACAGCAUUGCCAAUUGGAGAAUGAAAGGCAGGCACUGGGCAGCAAGAUGGCUACCCUCAUCUCCCAGGCCCAUAGUGUGGUCACUUCCCAGACCAUCCUAGAGGAGAUCCAGAAGUACCAACAGAGGUUCAAGUCCCUGCAGAGCCAUCUGGCCACCCAGUGUCUACAGUUGCAAGCCUCAGUUGAGCUGUAUGCAUUUGACCACCUGAGCAACCUGGAGCUCACAUGGGUGGCUGAGCACAUGCCCAGGACCAGCCCUACCAGCUACACCCAGUGCUGGGAUAGUGCCCAGAGCCUUCAACAUAAGCACAAGGAACUCCAAGCAGAGUUGAGAGCCCACCAAGGGCAGGUGCAACGGGUGCUGUGUUCUGGCCAGAACCUUGCAGCUUCUGGGCACCCCCAUGCUCAGCGCAUCAGGGAGCAGUGCAAGGAGCUGGAAGGCUGUUGGGCAGAGCUGGAGCAGGCAUGUGAGGUGCAGUCACACUGCCUGCAGCAGGCCAUUGCUUUCCAACAGUACUUUCUCCAUGCAUCAGAGCUGGAGGGCUGGGUAGAGGAGAAGCGGCCACUGGCAAGCAGUCAGGACUAUGGCAGGGACGAGGCAGCUACCUUGGAACUCAUCAGGAAGCACCAGGUGCUGCAGGAGGAACUAGCUCUUCAUUUGAGCUCCAUGGAGAAACUUGACCAGAAAGCCCAAACCCUCUCUGGUCCAGAGGCCCCUGAGCAGCUGGGGGUGAUGCAGGAGAGGCUCCGGAAACAGUUGUGGGUGCUACAGGAGCUGGUAGUCUCACGGGGUCGAGAGCUGGAGUGGACCCUGAAGCUGCAUGAGUUCAUGAGGGAGGCUGAGGAUCUGAAGAGUUGGCUGGCCAGCCAGAAGCAGGUGGCCAGAAGGGAGGAGAGCCUUGGAGAGAACUAUGAGCACGUGCUGCACCUCUGUACCAAGUUUGCAAAGUUUCAGCACCAGAUGGAGAUGGGUGGCCAGCGGGUGGCAGCCUGUCAGCAGCUGGCAAAGAGCCUGCUGGAACAUGGCCACAACACUGCCCACAAGGUCCAUCGGAAGCAGCAGGAACUGCAGGCUGCCUGGUCAGAGCUGUGGGAGCUGACCCAGGCUCGAGGCCAACUACUCCAAGAUGCCAAGACCAUCCUCAGAAUUCAUGGAGAUCUGCUGGAAGCCCUUAACCAGGUCCAGGAGAAAGCCAUGAGCCUCCCCAGUGAUGUGGCCCAGGACCUACAUAGGGUGGAAGCCCAACUGAGGAGACAGGAGGGUCUCGAGUGUGAGCUUGCGCUCUCUGAGCAGCAGCUGCAGAAACUGCUGGAGGCUGGAGAGAGGGUGCAGAAGCUGUGUCCAGGGCCUCAGGCCCGUGCCAUGCAGCAGAGGCAGCAAGCUGUGACACAGGCCUGGAAGAACCUGUGGUUGCAAGUGGAGCAGCACAGGGCCCACCUGGAGCGGGCAUGCCUCCUGGCCCGCUUCCACACAGCAGUGUGGGACUACACUUCCUGGGCAGCCAGAAUGAAGCAGGAACUGCAGGCAGAAGAGAGCUCCCAGGGGCCCAGCAGCACCCUGCUCAAGCUCAAGACUCACCAAUGGCUUCAGGCAGAGCUGGAGUCCCGAGAGGAGCUACGACAUCAGGCCUCCCAGUUGGGCCAGCAGGCACUUCUGGCUAUAGGGACACCCACCAAGGAGGUCCAGGAUGGGCUACGAGCCCUGCAGGAAGAGCGAGACCAGGUGUUUCAGGCCUGGUCACAGAAACAAGAGAGGCUACAGGCUGUGGAGCAGGAAGAGCUCCUCCUCAGACGGUGCCAGCACCUGGAGAAGAUCCUCAUGGCACAGGAGAUAUCCCUGAAAACCGGUGCCCUGGGCAGCUCGGUGGAAGAGGUAGAACAGUUGAUCCAUAAGCAUGUAAUCUUCCAGAAGGUGCUGACUGCCCAGGACAAGAAGGAGGCACUUCUGUGUGAGCAGCUGAAGGUGCUCCCAGGCACCAAGAGACAGGACUUGCUUCACAGCAUACUGGAGCACCAGGCUCUAGUGAAGGAGCUAGCAGAGAGCCGAGGACAUGCCCUGCAGACCUCCCUGCUGAUAGCCAGCUUCACCAGGGCUGCUGCCCAGGCUGAGGACUGGAUUCAGGAGCGGGCACAGCAGCUGAGAGAGCUGAUCCCUCCUCGGGACCUGAAAGAUUAUUUGAAGCACCUCCAGAUACACAAGGCCUUUGAGUCUGAGGUCCAGGCCCACCAGGAGGUCAUGACUUCAGUUGCCAAGCAGGGGGAAGCUCUCCUGGCACAGAGCCACCUUCGGGCAGGAGAGGUUGCUCAGAGGCUACAGGUGCUGCAGAAGCACUGGGAGAAGUUGAGGCAGGUGGUGGCUCUCCGGGGCCGGGACCUGGAAGACAAGCGGAACUUCCUGGAGUUCCUGCAGAGAGUGGACCUUGCAGAGGCCUGGAUCCAGAAAAAGGAGGUGAUGGUGAACACGGGUGACCUGGGCCAGGACCUGGAGCACUGCCUGCGGCUCUGCAGAAGGCUCCGUGAGGUCCAAAGCGCCACGGCCAGGGACACAGUGGGUGACACCUACAUCAGGAGCAUCAGUGACUUAUCACUGCAGCUCAAAAACCAGGACCCUGAGGAGGUCAAGACCAUCUGCCAGCGACGAAGUCAGCUCAACAACAGGUGGGCGAGUUUCCAAGGCAACCUGCUCCAGUAUCAGCAGCAGCUUGAAGGGGCCCUGGAGAUACAUACAUUGUGCAGAGAGCUGGAUUACAUCACUGAGAGGAUUGGGGAGAAGGGAUCCCUGAUCCAGACCCUAGAGGGUCAGAAAGAUCUGGAGAGCAUUCAGGAGCUGAUGUGGAAACACAAGGUGCUGGAGCAGGAAAUGGGCCUCAUCCAGGUUCAGGUGGAGUCCCUUGAGCACAAAGUGGGCCACCUCUGCCAGAGAAGACCUGGGGCAGCCCAUGGCCUCAGUCACAAGAAGCAAGAGAUGAUGGGCAGCUGGUGGCAACUCCAGAGCAGAGCCCAGAAGUGGAAGGAGUUGCUGGAUGCCCUUCACCAAGCUCAGAAGCUCCAGGCACUGCUUCAGGAAUUGCUGGUCUGGGCCCAGAGGCUGCGGGCUGAGAUGGACCUGCAAGGUGCCCCUUGCAGCCCUGCAGGAGCCAGACACAUGCUAGACGAGCACCAGGCACGCAAGGCUGAGAUAGAUGCCCGGAGAGACAGCAUCAGUCUGGUUCAAAGCACCGGGCAGCGCCUACUUGCAACUGGGCACCCAUCAGCUCCUGGCAUUCGGCAGGCCCUGGCUGCUUUAGAACAGGAGCUGAGUGGCCUGCAAGGAGCCUGGCAGGAGCACCAGCGGCAGCUGCAGCAGGCCCUGGAGCUGCAGCUAUUUCUGAGCUCUGUGGAGAAGGUGGAAUGUUGGCUAUACUGCCAGGAAGUUUCCCCAAUCAGUGAGGGUGUUGGGGACUCUUUGGCCAAUGUGGAGACCCUCCUAUGGAAGCACAAGAGGCUUGAGCAGGGCCUGAAGGUACAGAUGGAAAAGAUCAGCACACUGGAGCCCACAGCCCACAGCCUACAGCAGGGUGGACAGCCAGAGGCCCAGAGUGCCCUGACCAAGUGGCAGGCCAUGCUCCUGAGGAAAGAAGCACUGGUGGAGCGAGUAAGGACCCGGGGUCGUCAGCUGGAGGAGUUGCAGCAGCUGCAAACCUUUCUGCAGGAUUCACUCGAGCUGGCCACGUGGCUGAGGGAGAAGAACCUGGUGGCUUUGGAAGAAGGUUGGCAGGACCCAGCCAAGCUGCAAGCACAGUUACGGAAGCAGCAGAAUUUCCAGGCUGAGCUGGAUGCGAGUGUUCCCCAGCAACAGGAGCUGCAGAAGGAGGGGCAGAGACUGCUUCAUGGGGGCCACCCAGCCUCAGAGACCAUUCAAGAGCGGCUGCAGGAACUGGAAGAGCUCUGGGCUGAGCUGCAGGCCAACUGCCAGAGGAAAGUCACCAAGCUGCAGAAGGCCUGUGAGGUCCUAUAUCUACAGCAGAGUGUAGAGGAGCUGGAGAGCGGGCUGGAGCCCAUUGAGGGCCAGCUGAAAGCCCCUUUCACAGGCCAGAACCUACCUGGGGUAGGCAAGCUCCUGGGGGCACAGGGGGAACUGGAAGUAGCCCUGGACAUGCAGACCAGGCAGGCUGAGGCCCUUCUGGGUCAGGCCCAGACCUUCAAGCGGGAUGGCUACUGCCUCGCCAAAGAUGUGGAAGAGCAGGCCCAACAGCUGCUUCAGAGGUUGCAGAGUCUUCAAGAGCCCCUGCAGGAGCGCAGGGCAGCCCUGGAGGCCCAGAGCCUCCUCUUGAAGUUCUUCAGGGAUGUUGAUGAGGAGAUGACCUGGGUGCAGGAGAAGCUGCCCUUGGCCACUGCCCAGGAUUAUGGCCAGAGCCUGAGCGCUGUGCGGCACCUUCAGGAGAAGCACCAGAACUUGGAGAGUGAAAUGAGCAGCCACAAGGCUCUGACCCAGGUGGUGGUAGGCACAGGGCGUAAGCUGGUGCAGGCUGGGCACUUUGCUGCCCAUGAGGUGGCCGCCCGGGUGCAGCAGCUGGAGGCAGCCUUGGACCAACUGCAAACAGAGAUGGCACGGAGGAGGCUGCUGUUGCAGCAGGCCCAGGAGGCCCAAGAGCUUCUGAUGGAGCUCCUGGAAGCAGGAUCCUGGCUGGCUGAACGGGGCCAUGUCCUUGACAGUGAGGACAUGGGCCAGAGUGCUGAGGCCACACAGGCCCUUCUGCGUCAGCUGGAGGCCACCAAGAGAGACCUGGAGGGAUUCAGUCAGCGCAUGAAGCAGCUGCAGCGGUCAGCAGCCCUUCUGGACAGCAGGCAGAACCCAGACAGCCCCAAGGUGCUGGCUCAGCUGCAAGCUGUGAGCAAGGCCCACGUGCAGCUGCUCCGGAGGUUGGAGGGCAGGGGGCAGGGCCUGCAGGAGCAGCUACAGCUCCACCAACUGGAGCAAGAGACCCUGCUCCUCGAUGCCUGGCUGACCACCAGGGUGGCCAUCGCUGAGUCCCAGGACUAUGGGCAGGACCUGGAGAGUGUCAAGGUGCUGGAAGAGAAGUUUGAUGCUUUCAGGAGGGAAAUCCAGAGCCUGGGGCAGGUCAAGGUGCAGGCCCUGAGGGAUCUGGCAAGGCCCCUGGAGAAAGGAGCACCCAGGUACUAUCCCCAGAUUCAAGCCCAGAAGAGCCGCAUUGAGGCCACUUGGGAGAGGCUGGACAGGACAAUCAAAGUGCGUACAGAGAACUUGGUUGCAGCCCGAGAGGUCCGUGGCUUAGAAAAGGCAGUGACAGAGCUUCAGGGCUGGAUGCAGGAGAAAACUGCCCUGAUUGAGGGAAAGAUCCAUAGCCACUGCGUGUCAUCUGUGCAGUCCUUGCAGCCCCAGCACAGGCGCCUGCAGAGAGAACUGGAGGCUAUCAAAAAGGAGUUGGCACGGGUACAGAUGGAAACCUGCAGACUGGGCCAGUGGCACCCUGAGGCUCAAGAGGGCCUGGCCAAGCAGUUGGCCAAGGUGCAGAAGGCCUGGGCCACCCUGGAGGUGAAGGCGCAGGAGUGGGACCAGCAGUUGGCACAGGCUGCCCAAGGCCAUGCCUUCCUUGGGCACUGCCGGGAAUUAUUAGCAUGGGCUCAGGAGAGGAAGGUGCUGGUGUCUUCCCAGGAGCUGGCUGGGGACAUGGUGGGGACUGAGCAGCUUCUUGGGCAGCAUGAGGAACUGCAGCAAGAAAUCCAGGAACAUUGCCUUCAAGCCCAGGACAUACAAAAGGAAGGGCAGAAAAUGGUGGAAAAUGGCCACUUUAUGUCCCUGGAGGUGGCAGAGUAUCUGCAGGACCUGCAUUGGCAGCUGCAGGAGCUCCAGGCAGAGUGGACCCUGUGCCAGCAACGCCUCAAACAGACCUGGGAUCUGCAGAAGCUGAGGCAGGGUGUGGAGCAGGCAGAUGCCUGGCUGGCUUCCAGGGAGGGCCUCUUGCUGGAGCCCAGUUUUGGGCGCUCAGUGUCAGAUGUAGAGCUGCUGCUCCACAGACACAAGGAUUUAGAAAAGCUGCUGGCAGUUCAGAAGGAGAAGUUUGCCCAGCUGCAGAAGAUGACAGAGGAGACAAAGAGUACCCCUGCCAUGAAGGGGUCUCUCGAGCUUAAGCAGCAGCUCCUGCCUGGGGGGAAGGUGCAUGAUGCCAGCUCCUGGGACAGUUGCUAUGGGGCCUUGGAAGGCAGCUCUCUGAGGUUGUUCUUGGAUGAGAAGAUGGCAGUGGAGAAAGUGGCUUCCACUGUCCCCCUUGACCUUGAGGGAGCCCAGUGUGAGAAGAUGAAGGACCACCAGGGCAGGAAGCAUGUGUUCUCCUUAAGGCUGAGCAACGGGGCAGAGAUCCUGUUUGCAGCACCAUCUGAAGAGCAGGCUGAGCGCUGGCGGCAAGCCCUGGGCAGUGCAGCAGCCCAGAAUCUAAGCCUGGAACCCAAGGCCAGACUCCUGGCAGAGAAUGCAGCUGCUUUGCUCAGAUAUGACUGUCACCUCCCAGAACCUCACUCCACUUCGGCUCUGCCUGCCCCAUCCUCCACAUUGGGCCAGACCCAGCAGAUGGCCAGCUCUGCCACAGAGGCUGUAUAAGACCUUUCCUGCUCCAGCCUGCCCCAAGGG
Molecule: messenger RNA, 14223 nt
Organism: Marmota monax (woodchuck)
Lineage: Eukaryota; Metazoa; Chordata; Mammalia; Rodentia; Sciuridae
Gene: Sptbn5
Product: spectrin beta, non-erythrocytic 5
Biological process (GO): actin cytoskeleton organization
Cellular component (GO): plasma membrane; cortical actin cytoskeleton; cell junction
Molecular function (GO): phospholipid binding; actin filament binding
Source: RefSeq, a predicted model, not a curated record